UAUCUAUGUAUCUAUCUAUUGUAGAGGAAUGUAAAUGAAUGGUGUGUACUGUGUACAUCUGACCCAAUGAAAAUGAAAGUGUAUUCUGCUCCUGUCUCCUCCAGUGCACGCACAGGAGUAUCUGCGCUCCAUACUCAGUAGACUAGGCGCGUUACAGCUGGGCCGGAGUUGAAACCGGUUUUGUUGUUUGUUUGUUUGUUUUUCUUGGAUUCGGGGAAUGGAGAAUCAACCUGGGCAUAAUCUUAAUAAUCCAAUAGAACCAGCAGGACAGCAGGAGGUUUACUACGCCGCGGCGCGUCCCACCAUGACCGGCCAGCCGGCGGUUAGCCGUGUUCCCACUCCGCCGCCAAAUGACGCGGCUCCGCCCGUGGCGGAGUCCUGGUGCUACACCCAAGUGAAGGUGGUGAAGUUCUCUUACAUGUGGACAAUCUCUAAUUUCAGCUUCUGCCGGGAGGAGAUGGGCGAGGUGCUCAAAUCCUCGACCUUCUCGGCCGGACAGAACGACAAGUUGAAGUGGUGUUUGAGGGUGAACCCGAAGGGGUUGGACGAGGAGUCGAAGGAGUAUUUAUCCUUGUAUCUCCUUCUCAUGUCCUGCAACAAGAGUGAGGUCCGCGCCAAGUUUAAGUUUAGUAUUCUAAACGCAAAACGGGAAGAAACAAAAGCUAUGGAGAGUCAACGUGCGUAUAAAUUCGUUCAGGGCAAAGACUGGGGGUUCAAGAAGUUUAUUCGGCGGGAUUUCCUGAUGGACGAUGCUAAUGGACUUCUCCCAGACGAUAAACUGACCUUGUUUUGUGAAGUUUCGGUUGUAGCAGACUCUGUAAAUAUAUUCGGACAAUCAAGUGCUGUUCAGUUUAAGGUGCCGGAUUGCCGGUUAGCCGACGAUUUGGGUGGAUUGUUUGAAAACUCUCAGUUUACUGAUGUUACAUUGUCGUGUGGCGGCCGUGAAUUUAAUGGUCAUAAAGCUAUACUAGCAGCUAGAUCACAGGUUUUUCAAGCAAUGUUCGAGCACGACAUGGAGGAGAAGAAGAGCAGCAGGGUCGAGGUCAAGGAUGUCGAGGCAGAUGUUAUGGCGGAGAUGCUACGGUUUAUAUACACGGGGCGGACAACUAGUCUAGAGACGAUGGCGGAUAGUCUUCUUGCCGCGGCGGAUAAAUAUGCACUGGACAGACUAAAAGUGAUGUGUGAAGAGGCGUUGUGUAACGGGUUAACUGUAGAGAAUGUAUCUGAGGUUCUAAUACUAGCAGAUCUACACUCAGCAGAACAACUCAAAGCACAGGCGAUUGAGUUUAUAAACACACGCCACGUGACCGAUGUGAUGGAGACGGGUAGUUGGAAACAGAUGGUCGGUUCCCAUCCACAUCUCAUAGCAGAGGCAUUCAAGGCCCUGGCAAGCCAACAGAUACCACCCAUGGGUCCACCAAGGAAAAAAGUAAAAUAAGUAUUUUGAACCUGAUAAAUGGGUGGAUAUCAAGAGAAACCAUUAGUGAAAGUCUAUUCGAACUUAUUAACGUGGUAUAUCUCCAAAUAAAAUAGUAACUGUGAGCAGUCUUUCGAAUUCAUUCUGAAGGGAGAAAUGUUAAAAUUACCCUGUGGGAUGAACCGGCCAGUGAGAAUAGGGAAAUUAAAUCUGAAAAUGCGCAAUAUAUAGAUUGCCGAAUUGCGCAAAUUUACACGUGACAUCAUGAGUCAAUCCAAUACAUGAUGUGCACUGAGAAUACACAAAGAGAUGCCGAGAAAUGAAGAAACAAUUUUCAGUGUUUGCUGAUAUAGGUUCAUGCUGCGUGUUACAAAACAAGAAUUCUCUGUGUUCUGAUUACACAAUUAUUUUGUUUAAUAUUUCGGUUUAGUUUGUAUUUUAUAAACUCAUCAUUAAUUGUUAAUUUUUGUGACUAGUUCCCUACAUGGAUAGUUGUUUAGCUAGACAAGUAACCUGUAGUUUAUGUUGUGGACAAGUGUAUAUAUUUUUUAUAUUAAAACCCCAGGAGCAAGUAAACAAAAUACAAAUCUAGGAGAAAAAAAGAUAGUUUUCAUGAUCUAUAAUUUUUUCUGCUGAAAUAUUGAAAACUCCUAGUGUUUAUCCUUUUUUCAUAAUAUUUUUCCCGUUUUUCUCCUCAAAACGAAUCGACGAAAAUAUUUCGUCUGGACAAACAUUUUUCGACUGAGUGCACACAGAAUUUGUUAAAUUAGGAAACCUUUUCUGAAAACUUAAAUUUUUUAAAGAAUAUCAUCGUGAUUAAGAAAAUUCCACUUAGCAAUGUCUACUUAAAAGAGAAGUGUUUUCCAGCGAACAUUUUUUGUCCAAGUCUUUCAUAUCGUUGAGGUUUCCUUAUUAUGCAUUUUGUCCAUAAAUGAAUGUAUUCUUUUCUUGCUCGAUACUAGAUAAAAUAAAGAUCAACAAUUUCUUGAGAA
This is a messenger RNA of Eurytemora carolleeae, 2409 nucleotides long. It is a transcript of the gene rdx, whose product is annotated as speckle-type POZ protein A. Gene Ontology annotation, biological process: proteasome-mediated ubiquitin-dependent protein catabolic process; regulation of proteolysis. Gene Ontology annotation, cellular component: cytoplasm; nucleus. Bases 218 to 1438 code for a protein of 406 amino acids. The transcript is spliced from 9 exons. Lineage: Eukaryota; Metazoa; Arthropoda; Copepoda; Calanoida; Temoridae. Gene Ontology annotation, molecular function: ubiquitin protein ligase binding. The record is from RefSeq and is a predicted model, not a curated record.